Messenger RNA from Verticillium nonalfalfae, 1566 nucleotides. RefSeq names its product Tannase and feruloyl esterase. Bases 1 to 1566 code for a protein of 521 amino acids. The record is from RefSeq and is a predicted model, not a curated record. The transcript has a single exon. NCBI's taxonomy places the organism in Eukaryota, Fungi, Ascomycota, Sordariomycetes, Glomerellales, Plectosphaerellaceae.
AUGAAGUCUCUCCAUCUCCCCGCCGCCAUGUUGCUGGUGCCGGCGGCCCAGUUCGUCAUGGGGGCUUGUGCCAGCAGAUGCAGCGCCCUCGUUGACUCGCUGGACCUCGAGGACACCACCGUCUGGUUCUCCAGUCAUGUCGCUGCCGGCACGAACAUUACGUUCCCGGGGAACCAUCCGACCUGUACCCGCACCAGCCAGGUUGUUGACAUUGACAUCUGCCGUGUCUCCAUGCUCACGACCACUGGACCGACGAGUAACACGAGCAUCGAGGUCUGGUUGCCAGCCAACUGGACUGGUCGCUUCCUGAGCACCGGCAAUGGUGGCACGGGCGGAUGUAUCCAGUAUGAGGACGUCAACUACGCCGUGUCGCGGGGCUUCGCCGCCGUCGGCACGAACAACGGCCACAACGGCACCAUUGGCGAACCCUUCCUCAACAACCCGGGCGUCAUUGAGGAUUUCGCCUACCGGGCCCUCCAUCUGGGUGUCGUUCUCGGCAAGCAGGUCACCAAGGCAUUCUACGGCAAGGCGCACACGAAAUCGUACUAUCUCGGCUGCUCGACUGGUGGUCGUCAGGGCUUCAAGGAGGCACAGGACUUCCCCGAAGACUUUGACGGCAUCGUCGCCGGUGCCCCCGCUUUCGCGUUCACAAACCUCACGUCGUGGAGCGGCAGCUUCUUCACCAAGACUGGGCCGCCAGGCUCCCCCACGUUCCUGACGACCGAGCAGUGGAAUGCCGUGUGGCAGAAUAUCUUGGUGCAAUGCGACGGCCUCGACGGUCAGGUUGACGGCAUUCUCGAGGAUCCGGACCUCUGCCAGUACCGGCCCGAGGCCCUCAUCUGCGGCGCCAACACGACGGACACCUGCCUCACGGGCACCCAGGCGCAGACGGUACGCGCCGUCUUCUCGGACCUGCACGGCAUCGACGGCUCCCUCGUCUACCCGCGCAUGCAGCCGAGCCCGCAGCUGGGCCUGCUCCUCGGCGGCCGGCCCUUCCCCUACACGAACGACUGGUUCCGCAACGUCGUCUACAACGACAGCAGCUGGGACGCGGCGACGCUGGGGCCGGCCGACUACGCCGCGGCCGCCAAGCAGAACCCCUUCAACAUCGCCACGUGGGAGGGCGACCUGUCGGGCGUGCGCGACCGCGGCGCCCGCAUCCUGCACUACCACGGCCUCCAGGACCCCAUCAUCUCGAGCGACAACUCGGCGCGCUACUACAACCACGUCUCGCGCACCAUGGGCCUCACGUCGGCCGCGCUCGACGAGUUCUACCGCUACUUCCGCAUCUCGGGCCUGAACCACUGCGCCGGCGGGCCGGGCGCCACGUUCAUCGGCAACAGGGCCGUGGCCGUUGCAGGGGACGAGCCGGAGCGCAACGUGCUGUCGGCCAUUGUGCGGUGGGUCGAGGAGGGCAUUGCGCCCGACCACAUCCUCGGCACGGCGUACAUCAACGGGACCAAGACUGCGGGCGUGAAUUUUGAGAGGAAGCACUGCAAGUACCCUGCGCGGAACGUGUACCGAUCUGGGGAUCCCAAGCUGGCGGACAGCUGGGCGUGCGUUUGA